Messenger RNA from Dissoconium aciculare CBS 342.82, 244 nucleotides. RefSeq lists its product as uncharacterized. The annotation marks the transcript as partial. The transcript has a single exon. The record is from RefSeq and is a predicted model, not a curated record. NCBI's taxonomy places the organism in Eukaryota, Fungi, Ascomycota, Dothideomycetes, Mycosphaerellales, Dissoconiaceae.
GUGUCAUGAAGCAGAACGAGUGAGUGUGUGUGUGUAUGCCCAAAGGCAUGUGUGUUGUCUUCCACGAUGAUCAACUCGUAUCAGCACGUGGGGAGGAGCAGCAGCAGCGGCAGCCGCAACAGCAGCGAGCAUUUACGAGGCAGAGGGAGCGAUGGGGAGAGAACUCAACGGAGGUGCUGAGCCCCGUGAGUGCGUGUACUGAUGAUUAUUAUUACACAGUAGCGUAGCCUCCCACGGGUUAUUU